Impatiens glandulifera is the source of this 750-nucleotide messenger RNA. RefSeq names its product serine/threonine-protein kinase SRK2F-like. Gene Ontology annotation, molecular function: protein serine/threonine kinase activity; ATP binding. Bases 1 to 750 code for a protein of 249 amino acids. Lineage: Eukaryota; Viridiplantae; Streptophyta; Magnoliopsida; Ericales; Balsaminaceae. The record is from RefSeq and is a predicted model, not a curated record. Gene Ontology annotation, biological process: intracellular signal transduction; protein phosphorylation. Gene Ontology annotation, cellular component: nucleus. The transcript has 4 exons.
AUGGUCUCAAAUGCUCCACGUGUCACGUCCUCCUCCGUCCGAUCAGGUACAAAUUGUAACAGUAUGAUUAUGAAGCAAGUAUGUCACCGUGAUUUGAAAUUAGAGAACACAUUAUUGGAUGAAAGUACUACUUUACGACUGAAGAUCUAUGAUUUUGGGUAUUCCAAGAAUUCUGUAAUACAUUCUCAACCAAAGUACACGGUUGGGACACCUACAUAUAUAGCUCCUGAAGUUUUAGUCAAGAAAGAAUAUGAUGGCAAGAAAAGAAGUGAGGAACUUGGUUGCAUAUCUGGAGAAAACAAUUCUGGAACUAAUUUGCAAGUUGGUUCAGUGAUGAGGAUGACUCCUAUAACUAUAAGAAAGCAUGAAUCGGGUAGUUCCAAACGCAAAAGAAUAAAGGAACGAGACAAAUUUAUUCAAAGUCAAUCAGGGGCUAUGGAUAAAUUUGUUUUCAAUAAAGGGAACGAAACACAAUGUUCAGGGGAUAUAUGGGUAGAUGUAGACAUUAAUGUUGGUGUAGAAGAAAAUGUAGAGCAAUCAAUGGAGACUCAAACACCUUCUGAGGAAGAUGUUGAUAUUGGCCUAGAAGAAAAUAUAGAGAAUCAAAUGGAGGAAUCUUUUGAAGUAGAUAUUGAUGUUAAUGUAGAAGAAACUAUGGAGCCUGGUUUGGAAGGGAAUGAUGAUAUUCCCAACAUCUUUGAUCCUAAAAAUUGGGAUAAUCUUGCUUCUAAAUUGGGGAUUUAUUGGUGA